UUAACACCCUCAGGAAAGAGAGAGAGAGAGAAAGAAUGAGAGGGGUAGAGAAAGGAGGAGAGGAGUCUAGAUGUUAAUCGCGGAUCGACGAAAGUUGUUUCUCGCGCUCGCGUCGUCGUCGUCGUUGUCAUCAUCGUCCUCGUCAUCCUCAUCAUCAACGUCGUCAUCAUUGUCGAUGUCAACAAUAACGAUGAAGAUGUUCAUGAUGACGGUCCCAAGUCGAUUUUAACCUGUAUAGGUUCGGAAACGGCUAUUGUCAACGUCAACGACGACACGACGAUUACGCUCGAGGCACCCCGCGGUUCGAAAGCGUUCGCGCCAAGUAUCUGCCCCCUCUCCUCUUCCUUCCGCUCGUCGUUAAUGGAGGCGAUCUUACCUGCGAACGAUUCUCUACCUGCUGCGCGACAUAGAGCGACCGUACAUACGCGUGUCGUGCACGUAGAACUGGCACGGACUCAGGUAUCGGAUUUUUCGAUUUCUCAACUUUUUCAAUUGCCGAGAGGAAUGGGAAAGGACUGCCACGAUCCCUCUCAGAGUUCUGUGUCUAGUAGUCAUUUGCCGCGAGGAGAAAAACGUCGGCCGCCCAUAUCGGUUUCACGUGCCGAUCGUGUCGUGUUUUUCACGCGUGUCGCGAUUGUAAACACACGGAGAUGAAUCCUCGCGCGUCCACGCGAAUCGAGCAGCUCUGAGGUACGAUCGCCGUUCGUUAGCUCCGCUUCGGCGCGACGUGCGCCAUGCGUGUUGCUCGCUUGUCGCUCAGUUGUUCGCUCGCUCGCUCGUUCAUUCGUUCGUUCUUCGCUUGCUUGUUUGUUUAUUUGUUUGUUUGUUGCGCCAUUUGGCUGUCAUCGACGUCGUUGGGAGGGUGGGGUGGUCUCCCCGUUUCUCUCUCUCUGUCGUCACGCAUCUCUGUCGUUGCGUUGCGUUGCGCUGCCCCCCGCACGCGAUGAGAAUCGCGUAACUGGAACGUCGACGUCGACGUUGCCCUCCCGGCCCUCCGCGCCAGUCAAUAUUUUGCGUGGCGUCGGACCCGCUCACGUCGCGCCGGAUGCCGAUCACGCAGCUGCGCGCAUUUACGCCGAAUCUCCGCGAAAUCUGCCCUCCGCGACUGCCCUUCUGCUCCUCACUCUCGCUCCGGCACCCUCCGCGACUCCUCGUCGGAUGGAUACCAGUCCAGAGUGACCCCCCUCGCCCUCGCGAGUUCCGAUGGACGAGAGAAACAGCCUGCUGAUGUACACCGAGAUGCUCGUGAGUUCGGCCUCGACAGGUGGUACAGAGGGGUCUAGUCCUGCCUCUAGCCCAGCCUCGGGUACUAGCUUGACAAUGUCGGCGCCAAAAUUCGGCACACUGGUACCGAAUCGCAUUUUUGUAGGUGGCAUUCCGGCUAGCACUAGCGAGGCAGAACUCGGUCAGGUCUUCUCGGUCUAUGGCAACGUCAAGGAAACGAAAAUUAUUUCGGAUCGCGCCGGAGUAUCGAAAGGCUAUGGCUUCGUUACUUUCGAGACGGAAGAAGAGGCCAAACGGCCCCAACAGGAGGCCGAAUGCAUCGUCUUGAGAGAAAGGAAACUCAAUAUAGCGCCUGCGAUCAAAAAGCAACCUUUUUCGAGAUCGUUUGACGGCAGUACCGGUUCUCCUCCUUCCGUGCCUACUAGUACUUACUAUUACGCGAAUGGUAUGGGCCUCCCUUAUCAGAACGGCAUGACGUUCUACAACACGACACCCACACCAGCGACUUCCAUUGCUCCACCUACGGAUCCAGGAACACUUUAUCAAGCUGCAGGAGUGUUUGGUCCUCAACCUGCCACUGGCCAUCAAACGUUCACGCCUGUGAUGUAUCCAUGUCCGCCUCCCUCUAUUUAUGUGCCGCAGCAAUACCAGUAUUCGCCCAUACCGUACGAAUCGUACUACGCAGGACAGGCCGCCACCGGGGCACCUCAGUACGUAUACGCUACUACCGGCAGUUCACCGAGCAACGCGAGCAACGGUGGUGGCGGUAACAAUUCCGGCAGCGGCGGGAAUAACGGCACAGGAGCGACCAGCCCACCGACAGGUCCGCCACCGCCUCUACCUGCUCCGCACCCGACACAUUUUUAUGCGGCCGCACCACCUCCACAUCAUCAUCCGCCUGUACCGACUGGUCCGCCGCCACCCCCAGCGCAGAUGGACCAUAUGUACUUUUCCUUCGCAGCCGGUCCCCCGCCGCCGCUGCCACAUGCGCCUAUGGGAAUGAACGAGCAGCAGCAGCAGCAGCAAUUGUUAAUGUAUGCCACAGAUGCUACGUGCCAGCAGACCUCGACAUCUGAUGGUCAGAUUGCUCCGCAAGAGGAUUCACGUCCAGCGCCAAGCCACUCGGAGCAACCGCACGGUGAAGCGCAAGCCGCUACAGGCUCACCGGCGACACCUCUGGUGCCUCUUAUGCCCGUCAAAUAUCCCAUGUCCGGUCGUUACCAUACUAAUUAUCAUCCGGUCGCGAUGCACGCGCCGCACAACGCGCAGAACGAUAGCGAGGACUGCACCGCUGCCAGUCCACUGCAUUGUCGCACUUUCGUUUAUCAUCCGGCCAUGUACAUUCCACACGCACACGCACCGCCACAUACGUAUCACCACAACGCGUCCGGUACCGCUAGUCUCCUGCCGACACCGUUCUCGACUUCGUUGCAUCAAUCGACCUAUGAUACCAAUAGCACAAGGACGCAUACGCACAAUAAAGACAGCAGCAGCAACAAGUACACAGGCGGUCAGGGGAACAGUUACACAAGAGGUGACAGGGCUGGUCAGAAUCAUGGGCACCCAUUAACUCAUCAGGGCACACACGUUAGGUCGCAGGGCGCACCGGGCGGCUCGUCACACAGUAGCAAAUGCGGCGGAAGCGUGACAGACGGCGGGUUCCACAGACAUACAACGGUCGCGGUAUCGUCGCGACUGCCGGUGCCGCACAAUAGGAGAAUGAUCGGAGGAAACAUGGGCUCGUCGGGGUCUCUCAGAUCUGGCGGUGGUUAUGGCUCGAAUCACAAACUCGGCGGUCACGCCAUGGUGUCCAACUAUGGUAGCGGCACGCCUAAACCGGGCUACAACGUCGCGAAUAACGCGAGUCAGGGAUUCGAGAACGGCCGCGGCAAGAACGGCUGCGGCGACGAUCAGUAUUAUGAGACGAACGCAAGCAAUAGCAAACCAUCCUCCGGAGGUGGUUACGGCUCGAGUCGUAAAAACUGCCAGUCGGGCAACAGCUACAGGGGCGGCGCGGCCCGGUUGGAGACGUCUUCUGCGAACGAUAGCAGCAACGGUCGGCCUAACACUGACGUUCCUCGCACUGACAGCACCGUCGUUCUUGUUGUCACACUAACAACCGCGACUACGGCGACAACGACGACGACGACGUUGUCCUCGCGUUUAUCUCCAGCCGGUGCGAGCGCGGAUGCGCCGUCGAACGUUCAGGAGAAACCAGCGAGCCCACCGCCAGCCCCCUAUUCGCCCAUGACACAACCCCUUCCAACUCUCUCACCACCCACCCCGCAGGUCCAAUUUUACACCCCGAUCCAGAACCGUUAUCAGCAAUCCUCCAUGCCCCCGUCCCAAAUGCACCAGCAACAGUCAGUCAAUCAACGCAGUCGGUACUCCGUCGGCCAGUCGUUGUCAUCCGCCAAUCGGAGGCCGUCCGAUAAGUACACCAACAGCGGCUCGCAAACUACGAUGCUGCGGCAGCCCAAGUUCAAGGUGAACGGCAUAAUGCAGACCGCUGCGACCACGACGGUGACGGGCAAGCUCGACGACAGUCUGGGAGGCGCUGGCGACGGUCCGGGUAGGCUACCGAUAACACCACCCGGUACACCGCGGGCGACUGGACACCCGGCGGCUGGCGAUCAGAACUUGAGCGAUACGUGCCAUCAAAUGCAGGCGCUCAGCUUGUAGAAGGUUACCAUCGGCCUCUUUCUGUACGUUUCUUUUCAUUUUCGUUGUCCUCUUACCGGGAGUGUAUCGCGCGUGUCCUCUAAAGGAUACCGUAGAACAGAAAGAGGAACCUUAAAAACGAUGGCUGCGAAAUACGAAAAUGGCUCAGAUUUAACUCGACAAUGCCCGUGCAUAGACAGACACACACGCAAACGCGCGCGCGCGCGCGCGCGCGUGUGUGUGUGUGUGUGUGUGUAUUGUUUAAUUUCGUUUCAUCAUUUUCAUAAGCGUAUUGCCCGCUUAAUUCCGUGCCGUUUUCGCAGUUUAUAUGUAAAUGUAUAAAUACACAAGAUUAUAACGCUAUGGUAUAAUUUCCCCGGUGAUCUCAGACUCGACACGCUAGAGAACAAAAGCCAGACACACGACUACGAGUAAUUUUUCCCAGUUCGAUUAUAGUGGCUCGCAGACUCGUUGAUUCCCGACGAGCAACUCUCCUGCAUAUGUGCGACCCGCACGAGCACGUACAGUCGAGAAUGUUCAGAGACACAGUAGGAUAUUGUUUGUUGUUACGUAGUAAGAGAGAGAUGGGCGGAUGUACCUAAAGUGAAGCUGAUCUUGAACAAUAUUCAACACAAGAGAGAUGUGUGGAAAGACAACUUUACGGAAAAGACAACUUCUAUCUUAAAAAAAGAAAUAUAUAUAUACAUAUAUAUACACACACACAUCCAGACAUACAUAGGUACGAUACAUCGUUUACAUAUACAUAUGUAUAUGUAUAUAUAUUAUAUAUAUAUAUCUACGUUAUAUUAUUAAUACACAUACCAUUAUAUACAGUAACCGAUGUUAUUAUGCGUGAUAGGCUCGACAAACCAUGAAUCUCGCGCGAGCAAGGCUAGAUUAGUUAGCAAAGUAGAACCGAGGAAAAAUAUAAGAAAAAGAAGAUAAAUAACAUUCUUAACGUACAAAGACGAGCGAUUUGUCAUGUGUUCAAAAAGACGAAAAAAAAAUAAUAAGAGAAAUAAAAGGCAGAUGGGUAACAGGGAGGCGAGAUAGACGGUUGAUUUCAUAAACGGUUGCUCAAGGCACUGCCACAUCUACACUUCUUAUUUUCCUACCCCGGAGAGACGGGAGGUGACAUCCGUACUUAUUUUUCUCUCUUGUUUUUCUCUAGAGUAACCGUCAUUAUCUGUUUUUGUCGCGCGUUUUCUAGAUCGGAUAGAGCGGAUUGUGUAACAAUACGAUUCGUUGUUCCCUUUGUUUGUCGGGAAAUUUUCGCGCUAAAAACAUUGUGCGUCUUAUAGCUGUUGAAUAUUGAGGAAAAACAAAACCCAAGAUCCACGACGAUGAAAGAUGAUGCGCCCCGUACCCAAGCGAAAAUAAGGUAUUAAAAGAGAUAAGAUAUUAAAAGAGGAGAAAAAUAAUAAUAAUGAAUUAAAAAAAAAUGUGUCGGCUGUGAGCUUCCGAGCAAAUAACAAUAAUUAAAUUAUUGUAAUAUUAAAAGUUAAAGAAUAUUCUUACCUGAUUGUUAUCGAAGGUGGGUUUCUUUUACCCGUAAAUGUGAAGCAAAUUUGUUAUCUCGUAUCUCGCACACCGUAGCUAUGAUUGUCCGUUUAAGAGAGACACAGAGAGAGAAAGGGAGAAAGAAAGAAAGAUAGAGAUAGGAUAAACAAGAUGAGUGUGUUGCGUGUCGUCGUGUGAGCAUCGUGUCGCGAUGGUUUCGGCGACGUGUCCGAUAGACGAAAUGGCCGAUAGGGACGCAAUGCGGCAUAGACAAGGCCUAGCGAGAAGGCGCGUAGAGGGAAAUCCAAGCGAAUAUAGUUAACACGAAGAAAUUAAUUUAUUGGAAAAGCAAGAGUGCCUUCUAUUUGUUUUCGUGAUUGUAUUGUUGAACAUUUGUUGUGUUAUGUUCUCCGAGAGCCUCUAAUGUUGUUAUAAGAAACAAAGAGAUGUUUGAAGAAUGUUGUUCCUCUAUUUAUUUAUUGAUUUAGGGCGUGCGUGAUGCUAAACAUGCCCAACUAUACCCAGCGAAUUCGGAAGUGUGAGAAUAUACUGCUGUAAAGAGGUCUGGAGGACAGUAAUCUGCGUGUUUGCGUGUGUUGUGUGAGAGAGAGAGAAAGAGAAAAGGGGAGAAAGAAAGCGAGCGCAGAGACACGAAAAGAAAACGAAAACGCCGCAUGAUUAUCGAUGUUAUCAUGCCGACGAGGAAGGUAUCAUUAGAAGGAAGGAAGGGUAGGACUGGGAAAGCAGUGAGAGUGCAUGUGAAGCGAGCGAAUGGAUAUUAUAAGUAGAAAUAAAAAAAGAAAUGAAAAAAAGAGAGCGGCUUAUUUCGACAGCUAAUUCUACGUGUAGAUAGGAUGCGAAAAGAGAAGAAGACGUGUCCCUGUAUGCACAUGCAUAUAUCCAUCGUGUGCAUGCAUACAUUCGCGCUGCGAUAUAGACGCACAUAUGUAUAUAUACGUAUAUAUAUACGUGUGUGCAUACCCGUGUUGAUGUACAUAUAUGCAUGUGCAUACGUACCGAGUGACAUUACAAUACAUACCGAAGAUAUCCAAGAUGCAAGUGCGAAGAGAGAUAUGCGUUUACUUAGUCCAUGUGUGUGUACUUGUGCUUAUGCGCGAAUCUGGGUAGGUGGCUGUGAUUACUUGCGUGCGAGUACAGAUGUAUAUGUAAGCAUACGUGUGGCCCGUGUAUCUUACUCGUUAUACAGGCACACGCAUAUUUCAUAUAUACACACAUAUAUGCAUAUAUAUAUAUAACUAUAUACGUAUGAUAUGCAGUAUAUAGUAUAUAUAUGUGUAUAUAUAUAACAUACUCUCUAUACUCUCUAAUUAUACGUGUAUCUAUACGAAAAAGGAAAGGCGAGAGAGGUAUAGCAAAGUGCAAUUCUAUGUUGACUUUGGUACAACAAAGCUAAGUGAAAGAACUCGAAAGCGAAUUGUUAGAUUAAACGAGCGCUAAACAAUCGUGUACUAAAUUUAACGUAGAAUGGUGCUAAAAACGCAGUCGAGAGUAUAAAAAAAGAUAUAAAAGAAUAUAUAUAUAUAUAUAUAUAAAUAUAUAUUACACACAAAAUAUAAUUAUAGUUUUAAUCUCCGAGGAGAGAGAAAGAGAGAGAGAGAGAAAAGAGAGAAAAGAAUCUAAGAUAUACAUCUGAGCUAUGUGUAGCAGAAGUAAUAGAAUCUACGAAUGUAUUAUACGCAGCAAAGAUGCAUUUCGGAUCGUGGAAUGUCCUAAUUUUCGUCGCGUUCGCGCGAUCCUUGCGGAAAGAGGCAUACGUUGAGAGGAACAUAGACUUUCCAUGGCAAUCUGUAUCGAAUAUUCGAAAACGUUAUUGUCUUUCGGAAGAUUAUACGGGUUACCUCACGAGAAAUACCGGCUAUAUAUAUAUAUAUAUAAAAUAUAUAUCUACGUUAUAUUAAUAUAUUAUAAUUACAAAAUAUAUCCGUUGUUAUGAUAAGUUCGACAAGCUAUGAAUCUCGCGAGCAACGCUAAGACUAGUUAGUAAAGUAACGGGAGAAGGAAAAGAAGAAGGAAAAUAAAAUAACAUUGUUAAUGUACAAAAAUGAGCGACUUGUCACGUGUUCCAAAAAAAAAAAGAAGAAAAAAUGUGGCAAAUAAAAGCGGAAGGAAAGAAAGAGGCGAGGCACACGGUCGAAUUUCAUAAACGAAUAUUUCCGCAAGUUGAAGAUGAAAUGAUUGCACAUUGCAUACAUCGGAUAAUCAGUAAUGAGAAGAUAUUGCGUUUGUUGCACGUCCGCGGACGAUAUGAUUACGGAAUAUACCUGUUUCGUUUAUUUGUGAUCUUUUCUGUUUCUCUGAGAUUGGCGCUAUUCUCUUAUCUUUAUACCGAUGUACCAUUGUACAAUUCCAUGAUGGAUACAUACAUUUAUGUAUCCAUCAUGGAAUUGUAUUGAAAUACUACGUAGAUGAGUGUAGAACCGAACAGUCAUAUUUCCCCGGGGAGAAACGCAAGUGGGUGCAUUCCACGAUCCACGAAGCGUGCCCAUGAAACAAAUUUACGCAUUAAUGAACAUAAAAUUAUACACAAAAUAGCAUACAAGCUAUAUAUCACAAAGGUUAUAUAAGAUUUAAAUAUUCUAUGGUAAUAAAAGAGGAAA
Ooceraea biroi (clonal raider ant) is the source of this 8003-nucleotide messenger RNA. Its product is annotated as trithorax group protein osa. NCBI's taxonomy places the organism in Eukaryota, Metazoa, Arthropoda, Insecta, Hymenoptera, Formicidae. Gene Ontology annotation, molecular function: translation activator activity; mRNA 3'-UTR binding. Gene Ontology annotation, cellular component: cytoplasm. The record is from RefSeq and is a predicted model, not a curated record. Gene Ontology annotation, biological process: 3'-UTR-mediated mRNA stabilization; positive regulation of translational initiation.